Molecule: messenger RNA, 1320 nt
Organism: Penicillium manginii
Lineage: Eukaryota; Fungi; Ascomycota; Eurotiomycetes; Eurotiales; Aspergillaceae
Exons: 5
Coding region: 1-1320 (439 amino acids)
Source: RefSeq, a predicted model, not a curated record
AUGGAGCCCGCUCUGGAACAACUCGCCCGACCUCUGCCGACUUUAAGUCAGAAUGCCGGAACACGAAAUCCCUCGAUCAGCGGAGAGAUUCUCUCUCUCGCCUACAUGCAUCCGUGGACUACCUUUGCAACAGACUUGAGCCAGGUGUUCGAAGUGGCGGCGCCCCGCAUUACCCAUCAAGUUCGGCUUCUGGAUGAAAGUGAAGUCUAUACAGUCGGAAAUAAAUUUGGUCUCACUGGCAGAUUUGUUCGAAAUGUCUGCGAUCCCGUCAUGAAAUCCUUGCAGCCACUUGAAGAGAUGGAAUCAAUUCGAUUCGGGGAUUUCCAGGCCAUUUCAGACUAUGAGAACACUAUCCCAGAUGUCUGUUUUGGCCUUGUUCAUAAAUAUCCUGAAACUACAAAUGCCUAUCUCGUCGGCGAGUUCAAGACCCCCCUGGAAAAUUUCCCGGCGUGCACUUCUACUCGAUCAACCCAACCCAUCUCCUCGUCUGGAGCCCCUCAUAGGGCAGCUCGUAUCACAAAUGCGCACAUGUCAAAUCCGCCCUCUGUCAGGGAGUUACUGACUGCCUUCUCUCUUAUGGCAUUGAAAGAGCCCAAGUACGAGGAAAACCCAGAAUUCCAACCAAGAAAUCUACGCGGCCCUCUUCCUACCCACUUUUCCUCUCGAGUCGCUGGAAAUGCCGAGCGUCAAGCCCUACCGGAGCAAACUGAAGAGAACAUUCCUACAUCGCAGAGUAUUCUCGUCGACACGGGCCGACCGAGGCCCACUGUCGUUAACUGCGUCCGACGCCUAACGGACCCGAAAAACCAGCAUAGAGCCACAUGGCAAGCGAAUAUGGAUGGUUCCCCGGUCAUUAUCAAGUGCUGGGCACUUGACGAAGCUGAGCCAUGGGAACUGGAAUGUGAGGUAUACAAUCGUAUUUGUGUUGGCGGGCAGCUUAGCCGCAGGUGUUUCGCGAACUGGGUAUCUAGAGGUCAAAUUGUGUGUUCAAGUAUAUUCCCAUCAGGGUAUGCUCUUGUUCUUCAGGAGAGACCAGGGAUCCGGCUCGAUCUACUGUGGCGCCGUCUGGACGACAGAGAACGCACCCACAUACAGGCUGAAAUCUUUCAUGGCAUUCAUGUUCUCCGACAGACAGGCCUCUAUCUGAAUGAUCCCGGCCAGCACAACAUCCUCUACGACCGGGGGAGUUGGGAGGUAACUAUGCUUGACUUCGAAAAUGUGUCGCAGCUAGAGAACUUUGGAGAAUUUAUAUCUGAUUAUUUCGAGAUGGAGAUCAUCUUUGGGGCCGAUCUUAGCUUAGGACGUCCAGCUGGAGGAUAG